This is a messenger RNA of Xylona heveae TC161, 1872 nucleotides long. RefSeq names its product proteasome regulatory particle subunit Rpt2. The record is from RefSeq and is a predicted model, not a curated record. Gene Ontology annotation, biological process: proteasome-mediated ubiquitin-dependent protein catabolic process. The coding region runs from base 136 to 1527 and encodes 463 amino acids. Gene Ontology annotation, cellular component: proteasome regulatory particle, base subcomplex. The transcript has 4 exons. NCBI's taxonomy places the organism in Eukaryota, Fungi, Ascomycota, Xylonomycetes, Xylonales, Xylonaceae. Gene Ontology annotation, molecular function: ATP hydrolysis activity; ATP binding; proteasome-activating activity.
GCUCAUCGCCAUCCUCACUUCGUCAUCCUAUCAAAGAUCCAUCCAUCUUUGAAGAAACAACGUUUCUUUUCUAUUCCACAUUCUCCUUAUAUCACAUAGGUUGCAGGCAGUUCAACGGUCGCGCCUCGAGUGAUCAUGGGAGCGAAUCAAUCGAAUCUUGGCGGUCCUCCCGGAGGUGACGGCAAAGACAAGAACAACCAGAAGAAGGAUAAGCCUAAGUAUGAGCCUCCGCCGCAGCCGACUACCCGUGUAGGUAGAAAGAAGAGAAAGCAGGCUGGACCGAAUGCUUCGGCCAAACUUCCGUCCGUCUACCCAACUGCACGAUGCCGACUGCGGUUGCUGCGCAUGCAGCGUGUCCACGACCACCUACUUUUGGAGGAGGAGUACGUUGAGAACCAGGAAAGAAUCCGCAAGGCAAAGACACAGCAAAACAAUGCGCCCUCAACUGCUGGCGGCGAGCUUGAUGCUCUAGACCGAAAUGCAGACGAAAGGGGUCGGGUCGACGACAUGCGCGGCAGUCCAAUGGGUGUCGGCACCUUGGAAGAGAUGAUUGAUGAUGAUCACGCCAUUGUCUCGAGCGCUACUGGCCCUGAAUACUACGUGUCAAUCAUGUCCUUUGUCGACAAGGACCUUCUCGAGCCGGGUGCAAGCAUCCUAUUACAUCACAAGUCCGUCUCCGUUGUUGGUGUCCUGACCGACGAUGCCGACCCAAUGGUGUCAGUCAUGAAGCUGGAUAAAGCACCUUCAGAGUCAUACGCAGACAUUGGUGGAUUGGAGCAACAGAUUCAGGAAGUCAGAGAAGCAGUCGAGCUGCCUCUCCUGCAUCCCGAGUUGUACGAAGAGAUGGGUAUCAAACCGCCCAAGGGUGUCAUUCUGUACGGUGGUCCUGGAACAGGCAAGACUCUACUGGCCAAGGCCGUUGCCAACCAGACCAGUGCAACUUUCCUUCGAAUUGUCGGCAGUGAGCUGAUCCAGAAAUACUUGGGUGAUGGACCUCGGCUUGUGCGACAAAUCUUCCAAGUUGCCGCUGAGCACGCUCCCUCGAUUAUCUUCAUCGACGAGAUUGAUGCCAUCGGUACGAAACGUUACGAGUCCACUUCUGGAGGCGAGCGCGAGAUUCAGCGAACUAUGCUCGAGCUUCUUAACCAGCUCGAUGGUUUCGAUGACCGCGGAGAUAUCAAGGUGAUCAUGGCCACCAACAAGAUUGAGACCCUUGACCCUGCCUUGAUUCGUCCUGGUCGUAUCGACCGAAAGAUUCUCUUUGAGAACCCGGACCAGAACACCAAGCGCAAGAUUUUCACAUUGCACACCUCGAAGAUGUCUCUCGGCGAUGAUGUCGACUUGGAGGAGUUUAUCGCACAAAAGGAUGACCUGUCGGGUGCCGAUAUCAAGGCCAUCUGUUCCGAGGCCGGUCUGAUGGCCCUGCGCGAGCGGAGAAUGAGGGUGCAGAUGGCAGACUUCAGGACUGCUCGCGAGAGAGUCAUGAAGACGAAGAGCGAAGGCGAACCCGAGGGCUUGUAUCUCUAAGUUAUGGCGAUGCGCAGUUAAUCAUGAAUCUUGUUACAAUUGUUCAGCGGCUAGGUAUUGCGCGGAAUUUGUUUUAGACACUUUGUACAACUUCAAUUGCAUCCUUGAUCUUGUAUGACUUUCUUCUAUCGUGCCAAUGUUGAUGCAUGUUGCUCAUCUCGUGGUUUCUGGGUUUGUAAUCACAUCAUUCCCAGGUCUGAUGAUUGGUGUCACAAAACACUGCUUAAUGUUUCGCCCCUGUGGAAAUUAUCCAAAAAAUAAUAAUAUUGAAUCAUAGAAUGCGGUAAAUAUGCGUAAAAUGGUCUAUGUACAUGUCAUAACUUUAUGAAAUCGCUGAAACAGAGG